Molecule: messenger RNA, 1693 nt
Organism: Diospyros lotus (date-plum)
Lineage: Eukaryota; Viridiplantae; Streptophyta; Magnoliopsida; Ericales; Ebenaceae
Product: probable F-box protein At2g36090
Exons: 1
Coding region: 418-1443 (341 amino acids)
Molecular function (GO): protein binding
Source: RefSeq, a predicted model, not a curated record
UAAACUAAACCAGGAAUAUAUAUAUAUAUAUCUAUAUUAUUUAAAAUUUAAAAAUAUAUAAAUUUAGUGUAAAGUAAAUAUAGGUUAUAAAAAAAAAAAAAGAGAAAUUUUUAAUUCUCGCACUCAUCAAAAUCAUUAUAUAAUAUGAAAUGAAUUGUAUAUUUAUUAUUUUUUAAUUUUUUUUUUCUAAUACAUAGCACAGGAGAAGAAACCUGAAGAAGGCUGUGGUAAAUAAUAAUAACAAUAAUAAAUAAAUAAAGAAAAAAUAUAUUGAAGACAUGCCAAGGGCCCAUUGGAUAAUAACAUUCCGUAAUCCAUACCACGAAAGGCUUCAAACCCAAGUCCCUAUAUAAAGGCUCUCUUCUUCGCCUACCCAAAGUGCACCAUCAAUUCUAAUUCGACAGAAACAACAGAGAGAUGAAGUUUGAAUCUUUGCCCACCGUGGAAGACGGUGGCCACACAUCAAUCGCCGACGUCCAUCCCGAUAUAAUCCGAACCCACAUCCUGGCCAGGCUCGACGGCCCCACGCUUGCCUCCGCCACCUGCGCCUCCGCCCAACUCCACUCCCUCUCUUCCUGCGACGACCUCUGGCGCCAUCUCUGCCACCGGAAUUGGCCCUCCACCGCCCGCCCACUCAUCCGCCACCUCAUCUCCCGCUUCCCGGCAGCCCACCGCGGCUUCUACUCCGACUCCUUCCCCACCCUCCACUACCGCAGCCGCUGCCGUCCAGUCAACUCCAACCCCCUCCGUCUCCCGCCGGCUCCCCGCCUCGUAUCCGCCGUCGACGUCCACUACCGGAACAAGCUUAUCCUCUCCAAAGUCGAGGAAACCGACACCGUGACCGGGUGGUUCCUCUGCUCGCCCUUCCGAAUCGACGUUCUCGACCAGAAGGAGAAAGUCCCCGCGCCGGUGAAAUUCCACGGCGGCCACGACACGUUCCAGUCAGACCUGGAAGAAAGCCUGACCCUCAGCUGGAUCAUCUUUGACCCGGCCCAGAACCGGGCGGCCAACUUCUCCAGCCCGAGGCCGGUCUCCGUGAACCGCCACUGGCUCUCCGGCGACAUACAGGUCCGGUUCGCCACCGUCCUGGCAGGCCAGCAGGCCGGCGAGCCGGUGAGCUGCACGGCGGUGGUCACCUGCGGGGGGAGGGAAGGCGGGGAGCUGCAGGUGAAGGAGGUGAGCUUCCAGGUGGAGGACAUGGAGGGGAAGAACCUGAGUGGGAGAGAGAGUCUGGUGAUUUUGCAGGAAGCCAUGGAAUUGGGAGAGAGGAGGAGAGAGAAGAAGGGGGAGGAGAGAGAGAUACACGCAGAGUUCUUGAAGAUGAAGAAAGAGAGAAUCGAGAGAAAGCAGAGGAGAGAGAAGAGGCUGGACAUGGUUUGCAUGGCCACCGGCGUCACCAUUUUCCUGGCUUGGGCCCUUCAUCUGCUCAGAAGAUACAGUUGAAUUCUUACUGUUAUUACAGUUGAUUAACAGCGACGCAAUCCAAGUACAAAAUAGGAAAUUAAACACCAUGAAAUUCCUUCUUCUUUUUUUUUCUUCUUUUUUCAUUGAUUAGUUUCAUUCUUUCAUGUAUUAUUAUGAUAGGUGGAGAGAGGAUGAGUGAUUAUUGGGAGUUGAAAUGAUUAAGUUUAUAUAUAUGAGACUUGUAACAUGAAAAAUAAUUACAUAUUUAUUGAUUAAGUUGAUUCUCUUA